Molecule: messenger RNA, 1689 nt
Organism: Brugia malayi
Lineage: Eukaryota; Metazoa; Nematoda; Chromadorea; Rhabditida; Onchocercidae
Gene: Bma-ptr-11
Product: Patched family protein
Exons: 9
Coding region: 1-1689 (562 amino acids)
Biological process (GO): molting cycle, collagen and cuticulin-based cuticle; endocytosis
Cellular component (GO): cytoplasmic vesicle membrane; plasma membrane
Source: RefSeq, a predicted model, not a curated record
AUGGAACUCAAUCUUUUACCGCCAAUUGUCUUUGCAACAAUAUUUUCACCACUUCUAGCUGCCAUCUCAUCUUUUGGUAUUAUUUCCUGGUUACGAUUACCCAUUUAUUCUAUGAUGUGUGUCACACCAUUUCUCAUUCUUGGAAUUGGAGUGGACGAUGCAUUUAUUAUGAUUCAAAGUUGGACCAAUCUAAGGGCUAAGACAUCUCGCAAAGAGCGAUUAGCACAAGUUUUUAUCGAAAUUGGACCAUCAAUUAGCAUUACAUCGAUGACUAAUCUAAUUGCUUUUGGUAUUGGUUAUUUAACUCCAACACCACAGAUGAGUUUAUUUUGUUUGUGUACAUCAUUUGCUUGCUUAUUGGAUUAUAUUUUUACAUUUACAUUUUUGGCACCAAUUCUUUACUUAGCUGAUAAAUCAGAGAAUGAUUAUGUGAUGGCGAAAAAAGUGUCAAAAAAUGAACUUGGCGAACAAUGUCUAGCAAGUUAUAGUAAAUUGAUAUGUUCAUGGAAGGGUCAAAUUAUUGCAAUAAUUAUAUUAGUAAUAUUAUAUUCUCUGUCAGCAAUAGGAGUUAUGAAAAUGAAAUCAACCUUUGAACCUGUAAAAGCAUUUCCAUCUGAUUCAAUAUCUACAAGUUCAUUUACUGUUCUUCGAGAUGUUUUUGAUCAAUUUUUUCCACUUCAAAUUGUCAUUAAUAAACCACCAAAUAUUAGCAACUCAAUAGAAUAUAACGAGUUUCACGAUAUGAUAAGAAGCUUAGAAGCGAUACCUAACAGUUAUGGACCCAAUCGAACGAUGAUUUUCCUGAAAACAUACGAAGAUUUUGAUCGUAAAAUAUACAAUUUCUUUAAUAUGUUAGGUAUAGCUGAUCAGGAAAAAUUUACACCUUCAUAUGAUAAUUUGCCGAUAUUUCUGGAUCACAUCAAAAAUCCACCAUUCAUCAAAAUGAACAAUGAAAAAGGUGAACAUAAAUUGGUAUCAUUCGUAAUUACAACAACUGCUCGAAAUAUGUCUGAAUGGUCAAACCGUGCUGAAUAUGUAGAUGCAUGUCGUACAACUCUUCGUAAUUAUCCACAUUUCAAUGCAACCGUUUAUGAUGGUGACUCAGCUGUACUGGAUUUAAUAUUAACUGCAAAAAAAGAUCUUAUUGGAUCAAUUACUGUUACAGUUAUUUGCAUGGCAAUUGUAUGCUUAUUUUUUAUUGGUAGUAAAAUUGGUGUACUUAUUAUUGCUUCAACAAUAUUAUCCAUUUGUUUUACAUUAGUUGGCUCAUUAUCAUGGUGGGGUGCAGAUAUGGAUCCUGUAACAAUGGUUGACGUACUUAUUGCUACCGGAUUUAGUGUCGACUACACUGCUCAUAUCGCAUAUAAAUUUUACAAAUUAACCGGGUGUCGGGAAGAGCGAAUUAAACAAAGUUUCCGUGAAAUGUGCGGUCCUAUGUUUCAGGCUGGCAUAUCAACGAUACUUUGUAUGUUACCGCUUAUCUUUGUUCCAACUUAUGCAAUUUUAGCAUUUGCUAAAACAGUUUUUCUGGAUGUAGGUCUAGCUUUGUUGCACGGAUUUUUCAUACUACCCAUUUUACUGGUCACUUUAUGCCGCGACAAUCGGAAAGAAGCCAGUAACGACAAAACAAUGAACACAUCCGGAAUGAUAAAUAGCGACAUAAAUAAUGGCAAUCUAUUAGAAAAAUAA